Molecule: messenger RNA, 963 nt
Organism: Nematocida ausubeli
Lineage: Eukaryota; Fungi; Microsporidia
Exons: 1
Coding region: 1-963 (320 amino acids)
Source: RefSeq, a predicted model, not a curated record
AUGAAUAUUUCAUUAAAACUAGCUAUAACCAUAUUUAUUGUGCAGUGCGUAAUUAGCACUGUUUCUGCAAAGAAAGUCCAGGCAGACCUAAGCCACAACUACGACAGCCAGAUUCUGAAGGUCAAUGAGACAGAAGCAUCUGGAAAGAGUGGAAAUAAAAAUUCAAAAGGAAAGUGGCACAAGUCAUCCCUUCUGGGCGGCAGAAAAGGCAAAGGCAAAGGAGUAAAAUUAACUGCUGAGCCAAUGUCCUUAGAUGACAGCUUCAUCUCAAACUCUAAGCAGAUUAACCAAAUGAACAACUUGCUAGAUGAGAAGCCCCUGGAAACAUCAACCCACAAGAAAAAGAACAAGUCUACUAAGGCACACACUGACUCAAUGGCUUUAGAGAGCAGUGAACUCUCCAAAAACAAGCUUGGUAUGAUGGGCAACUUCCUGAACGAGAAGGCAUUAGAAGCAAAUGCCUCUUUCUUAGCAGAACUUCUUGAAAAAGCAUCCCCUUCAAGUCCUAUAAGUAAAUUAGCAGGAUUUUCUCCAGACUUUGAAGAUGAAGAGGCAGACGCAGAGCCAGCCAUCAUCGUUAACUCAGAAAAUCUCCCAAAGAAGAAGGCGCCUCAAGCAAAGCCAGUUCUGGACCUGCCAGUUGUUCGGCCAAUAUCCGGCGCUGUGGCUUCAGAAUCUCAUCUAAAUUCAAAAAUACCUUCAGAAAAGAAAACACCAGUAAAGAGCCAGAAGCCAGAAGUACCUGAAAACUCAGUAAACGCUUCCUCUGCUAUGAAAAGCAAGUUGGAAACUAUGCAGAAAGGAAUGGCAAGUCUUUUAGAAGAGUUUAAUGUCUUUAAGAACAUGAUCAAUGAAGCUGAAAAUGAAAAAACAGCAAGUGCCAGCCACCCAAGCCACUUUGGACAUAAAGCACCUGCCUUAAACAAGAAGAAAUCUACUGGUACAUCAGCUAGAGAAUUAUAA